CCUCCAAGUGCACUCACUGUCCAUCCGACUGCAUGCCCUUAAAUGUCAUUCCAGGUUUGCUGCUGUAACUAAUUUUCCCCAUGAAGUGCCAAAUGCCACCCAGCUAUCGCACUGCUUCCCCACCCCCCUCUGCCUUCUCCCCUGGAGAGUCUCUUUAUGGCCAGUGAAGAAAUAUGAUCCACCCUUUUUUCAUCUCAUACAGAUCUCUCCCCUGUCCUUGCUAAAAGAACAAGCCCUGUCUCUCAUCCCUAGAAGGGAGCUUGUUUUUAAAGAAACCUGCUAAUGAACCUUUAAAAAAAAACACAAACUAGAAAGAUAUCUACUUACUCAACACUUGAAAAGCACCAAAUUAAUCAGAGCUGCCUACAUUUCCACUCCCCUUUUACAAGUGUGCUUGCUUCCCUGACAGAAAGCAGCAGAGGAGAGCAACAGAGCAGGCUGGAAAGGGUUAUUGCCUGGGUAUAUCUCCGGGAUAUCAUAAGGAAAAAAACCAUAAAGAUCUAACACAUCCGUGGGCAAACCACCUCCCUAUUGUUUGUCAGGGCACACGAAUCUUAGGGCUGGAUUGGGAGCAGCAAGAUGAAAAACGAAGGGGGGGGUGUGCAGGAAAAUCAAUAAUAAACCUAUGCAAAAACAAAUCAAAUCAAAUCACAUUUCAAGAGCAGCACAAAGAGGACCCCAGAUCCGGGGCGACUGCCCUUCCCCCAGCUCUGCCUUUCUGCAGACUGCCUCUCAACUGAAGGCUGCCUUUGCUGGAGCGAUGAUAGCCUCCACAGACAUUGGUGUUCUGCUAGAAGAUGAUGUCUUCGUCGAUUUUUUCAACACCUUCCUGAAUCUUCCUGUCUUUGGUCAGACACCCAUUUACAUAACCAGUAUUCGCCAGUGGUACCUGUGGCCAGAGUUACCAUGCUCCCUGGUACCAAAGUACAAAGGUUUAUUGACAUGGAUGGAGAAAUACCGGCUGCCACAUUUCUGCAAAACCAACCUGUGCCUUCAUUACAUUCUCUGUCAGAAGCUUCUCAGUUUCAUUAGAUCCAAGGAGGCUGCAGAGAUGCUGAGAUGGAAAAGGGCAGACCAAUGGCUGCUGGAAAAGUGCAUUAGCGGUACACGAGGGAUGUGGCGCUUUCGUUCCUUCCUCCAAGAAAUGGCAGGGGAAGAACUGAUCAAGUUUUGGCUGGCUACAGAAAGGCUUCUGGAGAUUGAUGAGUCAGACGCUGUGCAGAGAGAGCUCUACUUGUCUCUGCUCCAGGUGCUGAAGGCCACUUAUUUGCAGGAGGGUUCUACCGUUGUCACCCUCUGCAACAGGACUAUAGAGUCUCUGUUGAAGAUCUCUGACUGGCACCCUCAAUACACAAGUACCAGGAGAGAGAUCCUGAGUGAGAUGCAGAAACUGGCCCUGUUUAAAGUUCAAAGUUACUGGCUUCCUAACUUUUUCAUUCAUUGCAAACUGUGCAUAGAGAAGGAGGAAGAAUGCCAGCCACUACUGCAAGAGUAUCAAGACCGUUUGUUAUGGGUGGGCUUGCGGGAGAAGCUCGUGUCUCCAGCUUCCACAAUGAGCAUACGCAAGAGCCAGGACACAUCGGAACUCUACUGCAGCAGAAAAGCCAAGGAGGAGACCUGGAAUCUCAUAAUUUCUGGGAAAAGAGCUGAAGAAACAGGGAAACCUACAAGUUGUGGGUUGCAGCCAGAGGGAACACCAGGGCCAGCUAAGAGUGCAAGUGGCUUAACAGACCCAGAGGCACUGCAGACUAAGGAUGAUGUCUCAAGAAAUGAGUCUCAGCAGUUACAGCCUCCUGAAAAGAGCAUUAGUGAGACAGGAGGAGAAGAGGCCACUGCCAAAAGUCCCAGCCCCAAAUCCCAGUCUCCUCUUCAAGUGGAAGAGCUCAGCAAAAAGAAACCCCUAUUUGAAAUACAUGCUUCCACACCUGUUGUCCAGCUGCCAUCACUGCUAGCCCUGAAAAAGAUACUCAAGUCCUCUCCCUCUUUAGAUCUCCUGCACUGGGUACUUAAUGCUGACAGCUGUGCAGGAUGCCCCUUCAGGGAGUUCUUGAAGCGCAGGAAUCAUACAGUGGAGACCCAUCUCUUGGAUCUGUGGCACGAUCUGGAGGACUUUCUGAAUGUAGUGCUGAGUUCCAGCAAAGGAGGAAGCUUUCUGCUGCGGCACUUGUUGAGUGCAAGGAUAUCCGAGACCUACUUGACAGAGAACAGCCAGCAACUUCCCUUGGAGCUGAAAACUCUCAGAAAUUUGCGUGACCUUCUGCCUUCUGGAAAAGUCAUUCCCUGGAUAUUAAAAACACAGGAAGAAAUUUGCAAGUCUCAGAUAAGCAGCAUUCAGAAGCCUGCAAGACAAGAGAAAACUUCUGAAAAAAUUGAACGCUAUCUGCUGGCCAAGAGGACAAAUGAAUCUCUGACCCUGAGCCAGGUCUUAGGAGGAGCCAGGGACUUUGAGUCACUUUCAGAUGAACACUGGCGCCUAAUAGCUACUGAGGAUCUCACAAGAGGUGGAUCUAUCUGGAUGGAAUUGGAGCCUGUUGUGCACAAGAUAGACUAUAAGAAGAUGACAUUUGAUGAGUUGGCCCUGAAGGAUCCCUUGAUAGCUGUAAAAAUCUUAAGUGAAGACUAUGGGUUCUUCUGUGCCAAGUUUCCUUUCCUUGCAUUAGGGCCAGAACUUCCUAGAAGUAUUUCCUCGAGCAAGAUGAGCAAAAGCAGCCUGCGCUCAGGGAAGAGGAGUAUCUUCUUGAUAAGGAAACCAUCCACCAGACCCAGGUGUUUCUUGGAAGUUCUGCACAAUGCUGUCCACUUGGAAUACUUCAAGCAAUUUCUCAUUCGACACAACUCUGAACAUCCGUUGCUGUUCUGGCUUGCGGUGGAGAAGAUGAGUGCUCAGACCAAUGCCAACGCUCUGCGAGAUGCAAUCACCCAUGUUGUCAAGAAUUUCUUCCACUCCAUAACCCCUCCUGAGGAACUGCUGCAGUGCAAUGCUCCCAUCAUCAAAGAAAUAGCCAAGGCCAGCAUGGUCACCAGCUCCAUGUUAAUAACAGCACAGCACUUAGUCAUGAAAGCAAUGGACGAGAAAUGGUUUCAUAUGUACCAAGACCUGUUCCCUGGGAGCAAUGUUUAUGAGACUCACGCUGUCAAAAAGCAGAGAAAGGGAACCUUCAUGAAGGACAACCUGAAAAGAGUCUGGUUUAUGCUACGUGCCUUUAUCAGGAGCAUCUGCAAGUUCCAGAGGGAGAUGGCCAGUCCAAAAUCUCGCAGAGUGUUUGAGACCUUUCUCCACAGGGAGCUAACAAACAAAAAGGAAAAUCUGCCCUCCAGCUCCAUACGCACUAACUUUGUAGGGUCUAGCCCCCGCCAGAACAUGCCUACCACCAGCACAGGAGAGGAUGUUGAAGCAGCAGUUAUAAAGCGCCGCGUCUUAAACCGACUAAUUACUGUCAGCUUUCUAGUCAAUGACCUCUGGUUCUUCCUGGAGAUUGACAAGUUUUGUAAGCUGUCUGAUUCAGCUGCAGCACUAGCCACCUGCGGAAUGUACUCCGAGAAAGAAGCUGCCUUUUUAAAGAGCAAAGCAGUCAUGAUCGCUAAAGUCUUCCUGCACUCGGAGGUGCCCCCUAAGCUGCGGGUGAACAUAACGGAGGGACAGAGAGACUACAUCCGAAACUUAACUUCCAAGGCGACAGUGGAUCGCAGCCUCUAUCAUGGGGUCAUACUUACUGUGUUCCCAGUCCUGAUAUACUUCUGGAGAAGAUACUGCAACUGGAGGGUAAUGGAGUCCUUCCGCAAGUACCAGAAAGGGAAAAGAUUUGUCUCUACACCCACCAAAACUUCACCUGAAACAUCUGGCAUCUUCAGUGGGGAGGAUUUUCCAAUCAUUAGGUUUACACUGCUAAAAGGGAUCCAGCUGCUCCUGCCUCAACCUCUUGAAGAUGCAGAGUCUUCUAUAGACCAACAGUCUUCAUCUGGAAGCCUCAGCCGGAAGAAGCCAGCAUCUAGCAUCUUCCUGACCCAACCAACUGGGCAGCAGCUUCCUGAUAUUUUAAAAAGUCACUCUAAUAACCCAUUCAGGCUUCCCCUAUUUGAGUGAGAUCAACAGCCUCUGUCCAUCUGAAACUUGCUCUGAAGACACUUCAUCUUCAGUCCUUCAGGUCAGGACUAGAGCAUACUGACAGGUCAGUGCUGGGAAAGUAAGACAAGAUUCUUGGGGGAUGUGGUACUUCCAAACUCGGGUGCCUUGGCAAACAACUGUCUGCAGUGGGCAGUGGCAGUGUCCUCUGUCGUUAAUGUCCAAUCAGUGGCCUCUCUCCCCAUAAAAAGGAAAUAAGUCUCCAGGCACUUCAGCCAAAUACUACUGGAUUCCUCCUGACUCCAGGGUUGGCAUUUGGGCACACUAUUUUCCUAGGUGCCAGGCUCCCGUCCAGUUUCCCAGAGAGAAUCAUUCCAACAACUUACCCACUGUAAACCUGCAGCCAGUGGACUGCUCUGAAGCACUUACAUUUUGGGAGAGCCUGAUUUUUCUGCAAUGCCUUGUGUACCCUUGUUGCAGCUACCAAUGACCUACUGCUGAUAGAUUUAUGCCACUGCAACCCUGUUGUGUGGAUAAACAAAGCCUCCAUAACAUGUUCUUUGCAAUGCUGGAGCUUCCAUGUGCUUGUAGCCAGGACAAGUUGCACUGUGACUAGCCAAGGCUGAGAUCAUCUUUGCCUUUGUACACCAAUAUAGCUCAGCUCUGCCAAAAACUGAAAUCCCCAGUGUAGCAAGGCAAAGGGAGCACUGUCAGGCACACAGAUUACCUUUUCAAUUGUUAGGUCUCAGCCAGUUGCAGAGGAUGAUGCAAAGCCUUUCCUCUCUCCACAGGACCAGAGGGAGGCCUUAUGCUCCAAUGUCACCUCCUUAGAGUAUUUCCUACUGAACUGUGCACAGCAGAAAGUCCUGAGUCUUCAAACAAGCACUGAGAAUUAAAUGUUCUGUUUG
Molecule: messenger RNA, 4971 nt
Organism: Alligator sinensis (Chinese alligator)
Lineage: Eukaryota; Metazoa; Chordata; Crocodylia; Alligatoridae
Gene: RGSL1
Product: regulator of G protein signaling like 1
Exons: 21
Coding region: 626-4084 (1152 amino acids)
Source: RefSeq, a predicted model, not a curated record